CUGGUUUGAUGUCAUUAUGACUUGCAGCUGAUCUGGCAAUACUUUUGACCGCACAAUUCAUACUAUUCAUUAAACAUACCAUGUGUGCCCUCAGUCAUGAAGUUUUAAUUCUUGAAUUAUUUCCCUUUUCCUGUCGCGCAAAUUCUUUCAAAACUCCAGUCGGGUUGAAAGAUAUUUGGCAAAUUUAAUUCUGGAGGUUUAUUGAUGAGGAAAAUAAUAUCUAUAGAGGUUUUGUACACUGUACACAUCAGACCGCAAUGUAUGACAAUAAUUGUAGGACAGCGCCAGUUACGCUUGAUCUGUGAAGUCAGACCUUUUUCUUCUCAAGCUGUACAUACUCCACAUGGUAUGUUCAAAAAGAAUUGGACAGUUUGGGUAUUUAUUUUAAACAAAUACCAAAUAAAUACAAGGAGUUUAAAGCUCCUUCGUAAAUGAUACUACUCCAAUUGCAAAGAAAAGCAGGCUUGUGAGAUUUCUAUCUUCUAUCAAAAAUGUAUAACAAUGAAUCUUUAACUCAAGACUAGACCAUUGAUGAUGUGGUCGCUUCUUGUGAUGGUUUCGCUUUCCUUUUCAUUCUAAUUUAUAAUAACCAAUGAGCUAAGAUUAUUCCAGUGAUGACACAGUCACAUUAGUCAAUGUUGUAGGUUUCCGUCAGCCCAAGCAACUUUAUAUCAGUACCCUAAACACUGUCGUUGUUUGCUGUUUGUUGUUUGGUAGUCUCCUAGGAUUCCAUGAGCAUUGUUUUUGGUAUAAACUAAAGAGCAGCUGUAAAUUUUGCACUACCUGCAUGAAAUCUUGUCCAUUGCGACGGAAUAAUCUGACAGGAGCCCAGUGUCGUGGCUUGAAAGGAUCUGUGAUUUGUGCGAAAUUCAGUGAAAGUUGUUAUUGUAUUCAGAUAUCUUUGUAGACGCAGCUAGGAUGAAAUCUGGUAGCCAUCGAGAAAAAAGGAACUCUGGGGCUGAUGUUCAGAUGAGAAUGCCCUCAGCUAAGCUUCCAGCUUCCAACAGUCGUGAUGUUCGAGAAAUAUCAGGGAGAAAGGAAGCCACAGGGUUAAUGGGAAGGAUGAGGCGGACAUUGAAACGAGGGGGCAGCAAGUCCCCGAAAGAAGAUCCGGUAGGACAGGGGUUGCCAGGAGGAUAUCAGAAGAACCUGGUGAAUGGUGUUGUGGUGAACCCAUCUGUUGGGCAGGGUUUCAAUGGAGACCUACAGCCAUCAAGACUGGAUAAUGAUCCAGAAAGGACCUCACUCAAUGGAAGAACAAGCCAUUGCAUUUAUCACAAUGGAUGUGAUAUUAGAAACGGGAAUGGCCUGGAGAGACGCGAUGCUGAUAUGGAUCACUGCGUUGUUAAACAUGGAAGGGGAAACGAACAUUUGAGUGGAAGGGUUUCGCAAAAUGGCGGCAGUAGUCCAAUGCAGAACAUGGAUUCUACCAUCAACCAGAGUUCUUACAAUGGUGUUUCUGUCUUUGACAAGCAAGGGGCGCGUCCGAAGACAGGACUGUACCGCAAGAAGAGCAGUGCGGUUGGCAAAAACUUUGAGCUGGGAAGUGUCGUGUUGAAUGUUCAGGCUAAUCGCUGUGGAGAGGAAGGGAAAGGGAACAAUGUAGAUGUCAAGCUUAGUGUUGGAGGUCUGAUGGGAGAUGAAAGCGAGUCAGAAUCCACUGUGCCUUUACAACGGAAGGCAUCUGUCAGGAAUGACAUCUCAGUAAACAUUGUCCCGAGUGGAGGACUGCAGUCCAACUCGGAUGUGACGGUCAACUGCUCCGUGAAUGUACAUUGUCAUUUUACAGAGAUGGAGGAAGACUGUGAGGAAGUGGAGCAAAAUGAAGGAGAAAGUGACGCUGACUCAAGGACAAAGCAGCAGAAUAAAAUCCUGUCAAGUGCUGAGUUAGAACCUCUGGUGAUCCAGAUGGGACACCAGCCUGACAUGGAGCCUCUGAACAACCCUCGUACACCUCACAUAGCUGAGGUCAUGAUGAAAGAUAGCCUGGCAAGUUUAGAUAGUGAAUCUUCUGAUCGACAUCACAGAAGUUCAUCAGAUUCGCUACAUAGGGAAUCAAAGACACAACGUAAAGGCAACUCAGAACAGAAUGGAAAUGGGGACACAGACAGAGUUGUGAAAGAGAAGUUGAAAAAGGAAAAAUUUGAGCAUGUUGUACCCUUGCCAAAGGAUAGUCAAAUAGUAGAUGUAUUUACAACCCAGAAAGGUUCAGCAUGUGAUGAGAGCGAUAUAAGGUUUCAGUAUAACCUUCCAAGAUCAGUGUCCGAAGGAGCAGCUAUAUUAGCCAGCUACAGAAACGAUGAGUCCUUCAAAGAAAAUAGUAUGUAUGGACCAGCAAUAGAUCGAAGAACAAAACCCAAAUCUGGUUUUGGAGACUAUGCUCAGCCCGAAGGAAGUCCAGGUGAUGAUGAUGAAUCACCUCCACCUAUCCCACCUCGUAUGUCCAUGGUGUUAGACCAGGAUCCUAAGAAGGCAGAGUGGGAGACCGAACCAACUCACAUGUGUUUACCUGCACUCAUGAACGGUCUGUACAGCGACAACACAGGAACCAGUGCCUCAAUGCGGAGCAAGUCGCUUCCGCGCCACUCCUCCCUCAAUGACGUCUCCAUUGACCCAAGCAUCCCACGCCGUUCAAAGACGGCCCACCUUAAGAACAGAGUGUCCCAGCUCUUUAAGACUCCACGCCGCAAGUCCUGCGCAUUCCCAGACAGACCCUUGCCAGAUGUCCCUGGCAGCAAAUCGGGAGUCCAGUCAAGGGAGAAUCGAAGGAGUCAAGUCCAAAGACCUCAGUCACUCUAUUGCCCUACAGAUGGCAGGAACCAAAUAGUACCUCCACCGCCUGCUAGACCUAGUCCCCAAAGACCAUCUGCUGGUCCAAGACCGCCAAGACCGGGUCAGGAGAACAUGGUGGUGAUUGAGAGAAGAGAGGGGAUCCCAACCAAAGAUGAAGUUGCUAAAUGCCAGGGAAUGUUUGCAUCAAGUUUACGAAGGAUCAGUGAGUGUGGUUGGUACUGGGGCCCUAUGAGCUGGGAUGAUGCUGAGAUGAGACUAGAGAACACCCCAGAUGGAUCCUUCCUGGUGAGAGAUAGCUCUGAUGAUCGUCAUAUACUCAGCUUGACCUUCAGGGUUCAAGGUAGCACGCAUCAUACACGCAUUGAACAUCAUAAUGGCAAAUUCAGCUUCUGGUCGCAACCAACCACCCACGGUAGUUCGUCCAUCGUAGAGUUCAUAGAGGAAGCGAUGCGGCACUCACGGAACGGCCGCUUCCUCUACUUCUUGCGCCCUCGAUGGCCAGGACUCCCUCCCGUCCCUCUUCAGCUGCUCUAUCCCAUCUCUCGGUUCCAGAAGGCUCGCUCUCUCCAGCACAUGUGCCGCUUUGUCAUCCGCCGAAACGUCCGGCUCGACCACAUCGAUGCCCUCCCGUUGCCACGGCGACUCAAGGACUAUCUGCGGGAAGGGCAGUAUUAUACUCCAGAUGAUAUUAAGCCUUAAGCCAAUGAGAUGAUGAGGAAAAGGCUAAGUAUAUGUAUUAACAUGUUUACGUCAUAAAUCAUGUCAUUUUUUACUCAAUUCGAUUUAAUCACUAUUGAACACUACAGCUAAGUAAAGCAGUAGUAUGCAAAGCUUACCAUUUUAAUCAAUAGUAUAAUAAUGAGAAAAAGCAGUGCAAAUAUUCUUGUAGUUUAACUGCAAAAAGGAAAACUGAAUCACCAAGUGCAUAGCUCUACAAACCAUUGAGAUUUCUCUUCAAUCAUGCGUGAUCAAACUAAUGAGAGGUGAAGAGUUCAGGGUUCAAGCCCAUUAGCUUAUUUUUAUUUUGUAUAGAUAUUGCCUCAGAGGAUUAGAAAACAUGUUUGUUUCACAGCCAAAUAUGCACACACAUAUCUCUAAAAUAUAUCAUAUUGAAGACUCUAAUUAUUGAGCAUCAUGAUUGAAAUACAUGGUAUUGAGUAGUUUGAAAUUGCUUGUAACUAGGCCUGAGUCAAACCGUUUAACCGACGGUUAUCCGACCGCAUUCAUCAAAACCGUUUAGCAUUUCUCGCUCCGGUUAACCGUUAUUUGCAUACAUUUUGGAAUGUGCUAAUAGCCGAUGAUAAAGAUAAUCAAAGAAACCGCAGUGUAAUGUUACACCCUGGUCGCUGCGCGCCAGCUUUCUGGCAGCAAGUAAUCCCCAUGAAUG
Messenger RNA from Strongylocentrotus purpuratus (purple sea urchin), 4180 nucleotides. RefSeq lists its product as uncharacterized. NCBI's taxonomy places the organism in Eukaryota, Metazoa, Echinodermata, Echinoidea, Camarodonta, Strongylocentrotidae. Gene Ontology annotation, molecular function: 1-phosphatidylinositol-3-kinase regulator activity. The transcript has 5 exons. Gene Ontology annotation, biological process: intracellular signal transduction; phosphatidylinositol phosphate biosynthetic process. The coding region runs from base 919 to 3492 and encodes 857 amino acids. Gene Ontology annotation, cellular component: phosphatidylinositol 3-kinase complex. The record is from RefSeq and is a predicted model, not a curated record.